Messenger RNA from Yarrowia lipolytica CLIB122, 1710 nucleotides. RefSeq lists its product as uncharacterized. NCBI's taxonomy places the organism in Eukaryota, Fungi, Ascomycota, Dipodascomycetes, Dipodascales. Gene Ontology annotation, cellular component: plasma membrane. Gene Ontology annotation, molecular function: cadmium ion transmembrane transporter activity; manganese ion transmembrane transporter activity. Gene Ontology annotation, biological process: iron ion transport; intracellular manganese ion homeostasis. The record is from RefSeq and is a predicted model, not a curated record.
AUGAAUUGUCCGACCAAAGACACCGACAAGACCUGGGCUCGGCCCGGGUACAACCAGAACCCCCGACGAUUCGACUCCAAUCUCAUUUCUAACGUGUUUUUCAGCUCUGGUAACGUGCCCAAACCUGCGACAGGUUGCGAUGACGAAGACGGAGGGAAAGGGAUACCCUUGGACGCGAUUGAGGAACGCAGUGUCAAUGAGAACGGCAGUGGAGGAUCUGAGGGGCCCAAGGACCAAGUGAUUAAUCACGCGUGUCCUUCCGCUCCUCCCCCUCCCCCCCUUGCUCCUACUGUGCUUCAGACCAUCCAGAUGGCGUUUCUGAAAUACGUGCGUUUCCUGGGUCCAGGUCUCAUGGUUUCUGUGGCGUACAUGGAUCCUGGAAACUAUUCCACGGCCGUUGCUGGUGGUGCCAACCAUCAAUUCGCCCUACUCUUUGUCAUCUUGCUGUCUUCUAUCAUUGCUCUUGUGCUCCAGUCUCUGGCCAUCAAGCUGGGAUCCGUCACCGGUAUGGACCUGGCAAGAUGUUGCCGAGAAUACCUACCCAAAUGGAUGUCAAUAACUCUUUACAUUUUUGCAGAGAUUGCCAUUGUUGCUACUGAUAUCGCUGAGGUCAUUGGUACUGCCAUUGCUCUAGAUAUCCUGCUUCACAUUCCCCUGAUCGCAGGGGUCUGUAUGACCAUUGUUGAUGUUCUGAUCGUGUUGUUUGCCUACAGACCUGGUGGAGGAAUGCGAGUGGUCCGGUUCUUUGAGUAUGCUGUUGCUGCUCUCGUUCUGGGUGUCUCCAUCUGCUUUAUUAUCCUUCUCUGUCGAAUCCCCCACCAGUCAGUCCGAAAGAUCUUCCGCGGGUUUGCUCCCAGUCGAGCACUGAUUCAAGGAACGGGUAUUGUUGACUCAGCAGGUAUUUUGGGAGCUACAGUCAUGCCUCAUUCUCUGUUCCUUGGCUCAGGACUCGUCCAGCCUCGCCUUCGAGAAUGGGACGUGGCUAACGGAACUGCCCCUGCUCCAGACAGCUCAAAGGACUCCGAAGAAGAGUACUUUGCCUAUAAGCCAACAAUCGGGGCCAUUAAGUACUGUCUAAAGUACUCCAUCAUCGAGCUGGUAACCACUCUGUUCACCCUGGCUCUGUUUGUCAACUCGGCUAUCCUCAUUGUGAGUGGAGCCACUCUGUACGGAAACAGUGAUGCUUCCACAGCCGAUCUGUACGGAAUCCACUCACUUCUCAGACAGUACAUUUCCAAGGGCGCAGGCACCAUUUUCAUGUUGGCUCUCCUUUUGUCUGGUCAGUCAGCAGGCAUCGUGUGCACCAUUGCUGGCCAAAUGGUGUCUGAGGGCUUUCUGAGAUGGACAAUUCGACCUUGGCUAAGACGAAUAAUCACUAGAUCCAUCGCGGUCGUUCCCUGUGUGGUUGUAGCUGCUGCUGUCGGCAAGGAGGGUCUCAAUUCAGCCCUCAACUACUCCCAGGUGGCUCUGACCCUGCUGCUCCCAUUCCUCACCUUCCCUCUCAUCUACUUUACAAACUCCAAAAAGCUCAUGAAGGUCGCCAGAGAUCCCAGUGUGACAGCCGACGACGCUUCCGAGACCACAGUUCUAGCCCAAUGGCUCGACUACUCCAACCACUGGGUGUUGGCCAUUGUGUGCUGGGCUCUUUGGCUCUUCAUUGCCAUUCUCAACGUCUACCUGAUUGUCCAGCUGGGUAUGGGUAAUUACUAG